This is a messenger RNA of Penicillium taxi, 240 nucleotides long. RefSeq lists its product as uncharacterized. The transcript has a single exon. The record is from RefSeq and is a predicted model, not a curated record. Bases 1 to 240 code for a protein of 79 amino acids. NCBI's taxonomy places the organism in Eukaryota, Fungi, Ascomycota, Eurotiomycetes, Eurotiales, Aspergillaceae.
AUGAAGUGGUUUGAAGGGGUCAUUGCCCUGGCAGAAGAAAAGGGUGUUCUAAACUAUAUUGAUAUGAAUAUUACAGAAGAUGAAGUUCAAAGGUUAGGACCAGAGCCAGAGGAUGACGAAAUCCAACCUAAACCAAGAUGUAUUGAAGGAGAUGAUGAGGAAACGCAUUGUAUGAACGAGCGUAUUCGCAGGGAAUGGAGAGAUGAUGUUGAAAUGUUCAAGAUGCGUCAGACCAAAUAG